Messenger RNA from Penaeus indicus, 5043 nucleotides. RefSeq lists its product as uncharacterized. The coding region runs from base 107 to 4039 and encodes 1310 amino acids. The record is from RefSeq and is a predicted model, not a curated record. The transcript is spliced from 14 exons. Lineage: Eukaryota; Metazoa; Arthropoda; Malacostraca; Decapoda; Penaeidae.
CGCGCCGGCGGGAAAAAGCUGAGGUGCUGCCCCGUCCGCGCCAAGGAACUCCAGUUGACAGUUGAUCAGUGGAAGGGCAGGACGUACACGCUCCCACGGAUCCAGGAUGACGCGGCAACGGAAAGGAGGUCAGUUCGGGGCGCUGUUGCUCCUGGCGGCGGUGACUCUCCACGGCGCGUCCUCCCUGCCCACCGCCUCCCUCGCCGACGUCCUCGCUCGGGCACGCCACCAGGAGGCGCCUUCCUCCCGCCGCCUGCAGGUUCUCGACACCGAAACUUCAAGGAAUAACUUCACCGUGGCGGAACCGAGGGAAGAGGGAGAGAAGGCGACGAAGGAGGAGGAGGGGAAGGAGAAGGAGAAGGAGGAGGGGAAGGAGGACCACAUGGAAGGCCUCCUGGAGUACCUGGAACUCGAAACCCUGGACGCCGAGGAUCCGAGGAUGAACUCUCCUGACGGGCUGACACUUCUUAGUCAUUCGGGAAACGCGCUCACCUUCACGAGGGAAACUGGCGGCGGCGUGAGUCUCAACGGAGCGCCGGUAGAGGGCGUGCACACCCUCCCAGACGGGACCGAAGUCUAUACCUUGGAGCGCUUUCUCGAGGACCACAAAGGGCGUCUCGAUGAGGCCUUCAGGUUCUUGAGCCAACAAGCCAAUCGACUCCAGCCUCAUGGAAGGAAUCUUGCAGCUGAGCAACCCGCCAAAAUCCAAGAACAGAAAACGGAAUCCGCGGAAACAGCGUCUCAAGUGCCUCGCCCUCUGCCGGAAGCUGAAAUCCCUAAGUCCCGCGUGGUGGUCAGCGAAGUCACGGAAAUAUCGUCGGAGAUCUCAGCCCCGGUGACUUCUAUUACGCUGACGAAAUUCUCAAUGUCCUCUCUCUCGGAUAAGCCAGUUCCCGCUUCGAAGACCAUCUCGGCGUUCGAAAAGACGGCGUCACCCAAAGGCACCAACGACGUGGAAGUGAAGUCGGUAACAGAGACGUUCUCUGGUCCUCUGGCAGAAGAGGAACCGGCGCCACAGACGGAAAUUCCUGAGAAAACCCCGGCAGUCGAAGUAGAUCCUGUCACAGAUUUUGUCUACGAGCCAUCGCCAGAAGAGCCCAUACCUGUGACUGAGUCUGUGUUCGUAAGCCAAGUGGAAUUCGAAGGAAUCACAGAAGCGUUUGAGCCUGCAUUGGCUGAUAUAGUUCCAGCAACAGAGGCCGCGUGGGACCCAUCUAUAGAGGAAGCCAGUGCCGUAACGUCUAUUUCAAUGAAGUCUUCGUCCACGGAUCCUGAACAACAAUCAAAAUCCCACAUUGAGUCACCAGUGGUUAUUCCAGCAACGGGGCCAACAGUGGAAAUAGCUCCUGAGGACUUGAAUCCACAAACAGAAACCCUUUUCGAAACUGCGUCUCCUGAUCCUGUAAAUGAAGAAGAGGAACAGACAGAUCUCUCACAUGUUCACAUCCCCAUUACAGAAACUCCGUUCGAGGUUUCGUCAGUGGAACCGGAACCAGUUACUGAGACCUUGUUCAAAUCUCUGCAAAAGCCUCUUCCAACGACGGAAUCUAUGGACGAAUUGUCUCAGGACUUCACGCAGGAGAAUGAAACUGACUCUGAAAAUCCAAGGGCCCCUGUUGCUGUACCAGAGACAGAAAUCCCCACAACACCUUUGCUUGAUACAGAGUUGUCAUUCGACAGUCACGAAAAUAUCAUCCCAAGGACAGAAAUUCCACUUAGGAGUUCGGCAGAAUCUCUUCCAAAGACUAAGAUUAUGGCCGAGGCACCUUUAGAAACCCAUCCGGAAGAAAUCCCUCAAGCUGAAGUUGUUACGAAUCUCUCGCCUUUGGAUUCCAUAGACGCUAACAACACUCAUGCAGGUGUUACGGUUGAGACAGAAACACGACUCACAAAUACUAAUGAUACAGAGACACCAGAGGCACUCAGUCACUCUCUGGACAUUGCAAGAAAAGAACAUAUCCUGCCCCAAGACACAUUACUCGAAAGUGUUUACUCAGAGGAUCUCCUGGCAGAGUGGCAACAAACUGUUAUCCCACAAAUACCUGCUGCCACGGAAGAAGUCGACUUCGCUUUGCUAGACGUAUGGAAGGAAGCUCUCAGCCACAGUGAAACUAACUCAUCAGGAGCAGAAAUAGGUGUUCCUAGGACUAUUCUGUCUCCUGAUUACUUCACAAUGGUGAACUUAGUGCCCCAAGAUGUCCCGCAUCCGCUGUAUGGAGACACACCCGAAGCCGCAGCUCUUCGUAAGGAAUUCCUCCUAGACUACCUGGUCUUGGAGCCUUUCGACUUCCAGGAUUCUAGAAUGAUUCAGCCUGAAGGACUUGCUGUUCCCAAUCUCAGCAGGAAGGAACUCAUAUUCUUUGUGGAUGCUAAUGACAACCUGACCGUCAAUGGAGUAUCGGUAGAAGGCAUCAACGUCUUAUCCGAUGGGACAGUGGUCCUCACCCUGUCAGACUUCCUUUUCGAUCACCGCCAUGUGAUUGAUGAGAUCCUUCACACUCUUCCAAGAACGAACGAAGGAUUAUUCGUCCAGAAACAUGGGCUGGUGUCUGCUCCUGAAGUGACAAGUACAAAUGAAACCUCAGAAGCCACGAAGAUUGAAGAAGAAAACACAGAUCCAGUAACGGGUACACCAAGUACGACGAGUUUACCAGUUCCUGUCGCAAAAGCCGUGAUUUCUAAGGACUCCUCCUUCAACGAGGUAACGAAUCCUGCAGAGCCCGUCCCAAGCAAAGAACCAGGUCUCACAACAGACAAGGCAUCGGAAGUAGAUGAAAUUUCCAUAGGAACCGAAAGGCCUGAUUCUACUGAAGAUGUCGUUAACGCCACAGAAGCCCCACAGUACCAGCCAGAAGAGCAGGACACAACAGGACAGGCUUUUGAUUCUGAAGAACCCACGGGUCUUACAGUCCCCAGAAUUCCCCAGCUCGUUGAAGAAGGAGAGUCCUCUUCACUCCUGAACUUAUGGCGUCAUGCACUGAGACACCAGGACGCUACCGCUACACUCAGAGAUGAUAGAGAGCCCAAGACCCUCAUAUCUCCAGACUACUUCAUCGUCAUGAAUCUGGUUCCCCAAGACGCCCCUCACCCUCUCUACGACGACGCCCCUGAGAACGUGGCCCUACGGACGGAAUUCCUACUCGACUACCUGGUCCAGGACCCGAUCAAUGUCCAGGAUCCGGAAAUAUCCUCGCCUGAAGGAAUCAGUGUGACCAACCUUGCCGGGAAGAAAUUGACCUUCGCUGCUGAUCCACAAGGCAAGAUCAGCAUCAACGGCGUCCCGGUGGAGAUGGUGGAGAUCCUCGAAGACGGGACUCAGGUGUAUACGGUGGAGGAUCUGCUCUUUACCCACAAAGCUCGAGUGGAUGAGGCCUUCUUCCACCUCGUCAGCCAGCCUGCCGAGUUUGGUCCACUCGGCGAGCCCUUGGAUAUCCCUGAGCCUCCUACUCCAACGAAGGACUUCUUUGACACGCCCCUGCCAAGGAUCCCUCACCAGGUGGAUGUUGAGGACUCCUCUUCACUCCUUAGCCUCUGGCGCCAUGCCCUCAGGGAGCAGGAACCCUCUCUGGCGUUCAAGGAGGACACAGUCCCCAAGACUAUCCUGUCCCCCGACUUCCUGGAGAUGGGCAACCUCGUCCCCCAAGACGCCCCUCACCCCCUCUACGACGACUCCCCCAAGAACGUGGCCCUCCGGAAUGAGUUCCUCUUGGACUACCUCGUCCGGGAGCCUAUAAACGUGCAGGAUCCCAACAUUAGUUCCCCGGGAGGCAUCGGCGUCACGAAUCUCGCCGGACACCAGCUCUCCUUCGCGGCGGAUUCGGAAGGUAAACUGACCAUCAACGACGUGCCUGUGAAGAUGAUCGAGAUUUUAUCGGACGGGACGCAGGUGUACACCCUGGCGGACUUCCUGUUCGAGCACCGGGCGCGCGUGGACGACGCCUUCCUGCACCUGAUCAGCCAGCCUGCGGAGUUCGGGCCGCUCGGGGAGCCUCUGGAUGCUUCGAGCACCCAGCCUGACACCACCCUGGCCGAGGUCUGAGCUGACAGACACUGACAACACGCCGCCGCCAUGACAAUCGCUGUCAGAAACACUUUGCUUGAUUCUAGUCACAUUGUACAUGUUUUUUUUUCUUGCAUUAAGAGUGAACAUGCAUUUUCCCGGAUUUUUUUUUCUGUUUGUUUGUUUUUUGUUUGUUUUUUUCUUCUUCUUCGUCCGAAACAACUGCCUUUUCUUUUUCUUUUUUUCUGGUUUUCGUUUGUUUCCUUCGCCUGAAACAUACCAUAUUUUUUCUCUCAUUUUCUUCUCUCUCUUUUUUUCGUUUGUUUUCUUCGCCCGAAAUUUACCAGUUUUUAUUUUCUUUUUCUUUUUUUCUUCUCUCUCUCUUUUUUGUCUGUUUUCUUCGCCCGAAACACACCAGGUUAAAGUUGUAUUUGUACAUUGCUUGGGGUAAAGAAAAAGGGUUAUAUUAGUGGGUUUCAAGAGGUAUUAGGAGAAAGAGGAAUCAUAUAUAACAAAAUGAGGCCUCCAUAACUUACUUUUUAUAUUUAAUGGAAAAACAAAGAUAAAGAAAAUUGGAAGCUUCAUUUUUUUUUCAUUCAGUGAGAAAAAAAAACAUAGGUUAGGAAAAUCUUGGAAUGGAAUCUUCAUAACAAUUUUGUUUUUUUGUCUGGUUUUCAUCCAAUAAAAAAAAGAAAAAGAAGGAAAAUUAGAAUCUUUAUAAUACAAUUAAAAAAUAUAUAAAUUAUCAUUAUUCAAUGAGAAGAAAGACAUAUAAGGAAAAUUAAGAUCUUAAUAACACUUUUUUUAAAUAAGAAAAAAAGGAUUUUUUUUGUAUUACUUUUCAUGUGUUGUGUGAACGUGUCUCUGUAUAUAUGUGUGUAUAGUAUUGUGUACGUGUGACUGUAUAGUUAAAUUAAUUUAGGUUAACUCGCCAAUUUUUCUGACGAAAGAUGUGACUGUGAAUAUUAAAUAACCGCUUUAUUAUAAAUUAAUUCAAAUGUUAUGUGUAUUGAUAAGUGAAUAUUAAAAGUUAAUGGAUACUG